Molecule: messenger RNA, 4459 nt
Organism: Gordionus sp. m RMFG-2023
Lineage: Eukaryota; Metazoa; Nematomorpha; Gordioida; Chordodea; Parachordodidae
Product: carnitine O-palmitoyltransferase 1, liver isoform-like
Exons: 18
Coding region: 212-3388 (1058 amino acids)
Biological process (GO): fatty acid metabolic process; carnitine metabolic process
Cellular component (GO): mitochondrion
Molecular function (GO): carnitine O-palmitoyltransferase activity
Source: RefSeq, a predicted model, not a curated record
GUUACACCUGGAGAAAAUGAAAAGAGUAAUAAAUUUUUGCAGGAAUGCGUUUACAGAAUUGACGCAGAAAAUUAAUAAAAUCAAUUAUUGGAAUGCAUUUCGGAUAUACAAUUUCCUAUAAAAAUAGCUCUCAAUAACUUUAUCUCGCAGUAACAGGGUUCCCAAUUAAAAUUCAGAAAAAUAACUAAUAGUAGAAUUCUUAAGUAAUAAAAUGAAAUUAUUUCUGCUUGUAUUGGGUCAAAGUUGGCCUUUAGCGAUAAUCUUAUCCUUCUUGGCUUGGAUUUUAUCCUUUAUAUGGCUUUAUAAUAGCUCAUCGCUCAAUUUUAAGAGUCUCACAGACCUAUCACACAAUAAUUAUUAUAUGACGACAGAUGUAAAUUUUCUUAUUCCAACCUACUUGAGGUUUUACGCUCAACAUGCUUUCGAAAGUAUCACAGAUACUCAAUUAAUUCUCAUAAUCUCAACAAUUAUUGCUGCAAUAACUUACGCUUUUUUAUCUCGAUUCCGGAUCAUUGUUUGCCGCUGGUUAUUGUCUCAACAUUUUUGGAUAAAUGACUCCCCUAAGCCGAAUUCCAAAAAGGUGUGGUGGUACAUGUUUUGGGUUCGAGUUUUUACAGCUUUUUUCGAAUUCGAUUGUCUUGAUACAAAAGAGCCAGAAUGUUAUUCUCCUGAACUAUUACUAGAAAGAAAACGACAGCGACAACUUGCCCUGAAGAAAGAUAACGGACUGGUCUUAAAUAAGAAUGCGGAACCGAAUGAUAAUAGUUUGGGUAACGAACGAAGUCUAGAUGUCAAAAAUGAUUCCAGCCUGACGUUAAGAACCGCUAAAAUUCGGAUCCAAUCCUUUUUCUUAAAUUUUAUGAACCGAUUAUUUAUUGAUCCGAAUAGGAAAGUGUUGUUUUCUUGUCAGAAUUUGCUACCCAACCUACCAGUUCCUUAUUUGAGUGAUACGAUGAACAAAUUAAAAGCUUCUCUCGAUAUUUUACAAAAAUUUGAUCCCGGAGCCUUGCCAGCGAAAUACGAAGAAAGAUUGAACGAGUUCGAAAAAGGGAUAGGGCAAAAACUUCAAUUUUUGUUGUUACUCAGAUCCAUGAUGUUCACCGAUAAUUACGUUUCCGAUUGGUGGGAAAAAUACGUGUAUACUAUGAACCGAAAAUCUUUGGCCAUCAACUCCAACUAUUAUAUAUUGGAUAUGAGUUAUUACAUUCCUACCCAAAACCAGUGUGCGAGAGCUGCCGUUAUUGUGUAUUAUAUGCUCAAAUUUCGUCAGGAAAUACUCAACCAAACACUCAAACCUCUCAAAGUACGAGAAAUAGUACCCGUGUGCAUGGAUCAAUAUAAGCGUCUUUUUUCUACUUGCAGAAUUCCUGGACACGAUUUCGAUAUACUAAAACAUUUCCCACCACAUCAAUCCAAACAUAUAAUAAUCUACGUAAACGGAAAUUAUUACAAACUAAACGUGGACAGAAGAGUGCAUGUAAAAACAUUCGAUAGUAACGUAUUACAACAACCUUACGAGGCACCACCAACUUACAUUUUACAAAUGACCAUUGAAAAAAUUGUUGAGAAAUCAUGCCAAGCUGAUCCAUCGACCGAUACAGAAAAUUAUAAAUUGGAACGAGCUUUAAACACGUUAACCGCUUUGGAAAGAAACGAAUGGGCCGAAAUAAGGGGAAAAUAUUUUAGUGUUGGCUUGAACAAAAAAUCAUUGGACACGAUCGAAAGUGCCAUAUUAAUGGUAACAAUUGACACCACAUUACCUCAACCUCUUUCCGAACCCUUGUCUUUUACCGACCAAGCCAGGCAACUUCUUUCUGGAUUUGACAUUCAUAAUUAUGAUAAUGAUAAAUUCGAUGGAAUCAGUCGUAACGAUUUACCUAAUGAAUGUGAUUUUGAAAUGAUAAACAACAUAUGUCCACUUAAUACAGGUUCAAAGGAUAAUGGGAAGAAAUUGGAGAUUGAUAAAUCCGCCACAUUUAAAAAUACAAACAACAAUGCAAACGUUAUCUUAAAAAACCCUGCUAAAAAUUCUGACCUAUACGGAAAGAAGAAAUGCCCAUUAACACCUUCCAGUCAUGUUUGGUUAGACAAAAGUGUCAAUUUGUUAGUCUUUCCCUCCGGCAAAAUAGGAUUGAACUGCGAACAUUCUUACGCCGACGCUACUAUCACGGGGCAUCUCCACGAAUACACUCUCUCUAACGAGGUAAAAAACGAUUCUUAUGAUAGUGAUGGCAACUGUCAAGGUUAUCUAAAGGCAAGUCCUACUGCUUCCCCUUAUGUUUUUGCAGCAUCGAAAUACAAAAAUCUCGAUGUCAAAAAUACCAACGUGAAAGAAGCAUAUAAUGAUAACGAACAUAAUUAUGAUAAUAAUUUAUUGCUUUCUUACGAAAAAUUAGAUUGGGAUUGGAGUAAUAAAGGAAUCAAGUCUUCCGUAACAUCGGCUCAUAAUUUUGCACUCCAAAAUGCAAAAGGAUUGGAUAUAUGCGUUGAAGAAUUUGUGAAUUUCGGAAAAGGUUUUAUGAAGCAAAAAAAAAUAAGCCCUGAUGCCUUCAUACAAAUAGCCAUUCAACUCGCUUAUUACGAUUUAUCGAUAUCUGUAAUUGAAACACAAAUGGGAAAUGGCAAAAUUCUUUCCGACACCAAUUCGACUCUAUUUAUAGACCGUAAUAAUCUAGAAUUGUCAUCUUCAAAAUACAGUGAUAUUAACAACUUUGGCAGCAAUUCUACACCACCGUCCGAGUUUAUUGAAUUAAGAAUGGGGCGCUUGAGAUCUACCUACGAAGCAUCAAGUACUCGUCUUUUUGUCAGGGGACGUACAGAAACUGUCAGAACCCUCACCAACGAAAUAGGACAAUUUAUAACGUCGAUGUAUGACCCAAAUUCAACCAAAGCCGAAAGAAUAAUUUUUUUCAAAACAGCGGCAAAUAAACACCAAAGCCUUUACAAAGAGGCUAUGACGGGUAAGGGUAUAGAUAGGCAUCUUUUUGCGCUAUUCGUAAUGUCUAAGAUGAUGGGAAAAGAUUGCCAGAUUUUGAAAGAAAUUUUAUCUAUACCCUGGGAUUUAUCUACUAGUCAAAGUCCUCAGCAGCAAAUAACCAAUAAAAUUGAUUUUGAUUCCCCGGUUAUAGCUGAUAAAUUAUCGCCUGGUGGUGGUUUUGGUCCCGUCACGCCCAAUGGUUUUGGUAUAGCUUAUAUGAUCCCUUGUAGUUACAAACUCUUUUUCCAUGUUACUCGCUUCAAGAAAAAUUUAAACAAAUCUUCCAACAAUAUUUCUGAGAAAGGCUCAAAUCCUGUCUUACAAAAUCAACAAAAUUAUUUAUCAUCUCGUGAAUUCCUGCAAGCUAUUUUUGGCGCUCUGAAUAAACUCAAAGAACUUUUAAAUGAUUGAAUUAUUUUAUUAAAAAUUUUCUAUAUGCCCUUUUAAAGUAAUAUGCUAUACAAUUUUAUUAAAUGCUUGGAUAUGAAUUAGAGAAUAUACUUAAAAAACAUAUUAUUUAUACUCGGUAUUAUGUUUCUUUAACUUGCAAGUAUUAUUUGCUUAUAAAGUGCAUUCAGAAUUUUCACUGCAAUUAAUAUGUAUUUAUUUAUUUUAUUAAUGUAAAUUAAAAUGGAAAACCUUUAUUUAUAGAUAUAUACAAUAGUAGGCCUAUAUCAAAAUUUUAGGUUUUUCUUUAUAUAAUUAUAUUUACAGAUAUAGCUGUUUUUAUACCUUUUCUAAAGCAUUGAAUUUUGUUUAUUAUAUAAUUUUAUAUAAACUGAAUACAAUUUUUUUUAGAAUAAUUUUUCCAUGGUCAAUUCCAGACAGAAUGUUUUUUAAUAAAGAAUUAAUCAUUUUUAUAAACGAUUAAAUGGUGUCUUUUAAACCCCUGGCUAUCAAAUUUUUAAAAAUAUUAUAUUAUACAAAAUUCGACAAACUAUUUUGUUUAGAAAUAUAAAAAAAUUGCUGGAAAAAUGCCUCACAAAACUCACUUUGAAAAAAACGUUGUGUCUGGAAAUGGUUUCAUUGUUAGACUGACAAGUCAUUUUAUUCACAUGCUAAAUAUAUAGAGUUAGUCACAUAAAUUAUUAUCUUUAUAUAUAAAUUAAUUUUUAAAAACAAUCCCAAUGAUAGUGUUGUUAAAAAGUCCGAAUUUGGUUGAUUUUUAAAAACUGGCCGAUCAAGAUUUUAGCCAAAAUAAUAUUGUGUAAGCCUCAGAUUUGGCAAGUAGAAGCCCAAACCUAUCUGCCACCUAUGAGCAAAAUCACCAGGCUUACAAAAUAUUAUUUUGGUUAUGAUCUUAAUCAAGCCGUUUUUAAAAAUCGGGCUUUUUAACAACACUACCCAAGGAAUUUUACUCAUCCAUCAAAUCAAAAUUUGUAAAAUUAUAUUUCUGCUUAUGAACUUAGCUUUAAAGUUAUCCAUUAAAGUAUUUUCUAAUUUGAUUGUGCAAAAUUUUAUAUGUUGGAAAAAUACUAUUAC